CAUGAACGGGUACCGGGGAUUUCUGAAGACGGUUUUCAGGCUCCCAGCUUCGAGAACCGCUUGCUCGUGACUGCCCCCUGGCGUACUUGUUUCUCAGUAGAGGCCAGACCGCGAUCAAGGAGGAACGCUUUGUGUGUUGAGUUAGAGAGAUUUGUAAAACGAAGAAAUGUGUAUUCAUACUGCGAAUGUUCGUUAACGCAAGUGUUUACUAUUGUGUUCCGUUAAAAAUUUUUUUAUAAAAAUUUCAUCCAUUACGAUUUUAACAUUUAAUGAUUUCAAGAAGGGUGUUUCUAAAGCGUGCGUGAGAACAUCGAUCGAUACUGGAUCAUGGUAGCCAAGGAAACGCACGAAUCUCCCAGAGCAAGGUCGACCAGUCUCUCAAGGGGGCGUGCUUGGCCACAUUCAACAAUGAGCGAACGCAAAACUAUCUAAGCACGAGGCGCGAACGAAUGGUUCCCUGUGUUUUCUGCCUGUGUGUGGCCUAAUCUUUGCUUCGUGAGUGUGUUUACGUUGUGAAACAGUCGUCGGAUCUUUUUUUUGAAUUUCAAAUGGAUUCACAACGGCCAAUUACUUAACGAGAUGAGGAUUGACUUUUAAGCAUACCUCUUCUCCGAACGAAAUAUCGAAAAACAAUGAAAAAGAAGCGCAUUAAUUAGCCAAUAAUCGGAACGAUGCAUCAUGGCUUCGUCUUUAGGGGGACCAGGAAUGGCGUCGGGUGUUCCGACACCGCGAAGAGUCAACCUGGAGUUUCCACCACCUCCACCUUAUCCACCGCCUCACAGUCAGAUGGCUUGCACUGGAUUAGUGGAUCCUGGUCCUGUGGCGUCCGCAAUGACGAAUCCAACUCACCAGCAUCCCCUUCAGGAUUAUUCGUAUGCUUACUUCGAACCUGGUCCGAGUCGGCUGCACAGCACAUAUCCGGCGGAAGUGAGCCUGAAUCGUGUACAGCAGCAGCAACAACAACAAGUGCGUCCGGAUUCAUUCAAAAGGCAUACGUACAUGACACGAUACGGCACGGAGGAGAAUAUUUACGAGGAGAUAUCGGAAAUCAAGUGAGAAAUUUAUCAUAAAAAGAUAAUUAUUCAAAAAUAACAUCUCUCGAGUUAAAAUUUAAUAUACCAUAAUUAUGAAACUAAGAUAUUAAAUAUUAACUUAAUAAUAUUUCAAAAAAUCAAACUCAUGAAAAUCGAACAUACAACAAAUUCACGGAAUUCAAUGAAUUUAUCUCAAAUUUAUCAGAUUUCUAUUUCCUUUCGUGAAAAUCUAUCCUUGAGUAUUAUUAUUUCAUGCCAGGAAAAUGGUGUUUGCUUUCAAAGGAAGACUAAAGGCUUCUUACGGUCGAUAGGAACGCUCGUUGUUGAUUGGCGCGGUAGAAUUAUGUUUCAUUCAAUCUAAAUGGUUGAUGAAUACGCACGUUCAUUUGCCUCGAUGCGAAGUGAACUUCAAGUCAAACGCAUGCGCACAAUUCAAGUGGAGUGGACGAAUCCCUUCUCCUUUUUGAUCACUUGGUACGAUUCGGCGUACCAUAUUCACCGGAUGCCAUGCGAUUUAACGAUUAAAGUCGUAAACAAUAAAAAAA
This is a messenger RNA of Apis dorsata (giant honeybee), 1579 nucleotides long. RefSeq lists its product as uncharacterized. NCBI's taxonomy places the organism in Eukaryota, Metazoa, Arthropoda, Insecta, Hymenoptera, Apidae. Bases 679 to 1056 code for a protein of 125 amino acids. The record is from RefSeq and is a predicted model, not a curated record. The transcript has 4 exons.